CCUCCCCAGGUGUGAAUCCUGAGACCGCCGAUUACGGCGUAUUCCUGAGACAAGCCUCCCCUCUUGGCUCUCAGUGAGUCUGAGAAAGUCCGAAAUACGUGAUCUCCAAAAUGAGGAAGGUGGCCGACUUGGAGGAUCUCCUCGGUAAUCAGCACGGCGUGCUGGUGGAGGGUCGGAGAUGAGAAAGUAAGCGCUAAGGGUACGAAGCAAGACAUCUGUCACAAUAUAGAAGGAAGGAUUCAUGCGUAUGUAUCCAUUCGACAAACACCCUCCAUGAGACAAAAGAUGCCAUCACAGUACGCCAUAGUGGCAGAGGGCCCCGGCCGGGUCCGGCUGGAGUCCAACGUCGAAAUACCUCAGCCAGGAGAAGAUGAAGUCUUAGUCAAAGUUCAUUCGAUUGCCCUCAACCCGGUGGACUGGAAGACCUUGGCCUACUCCAGUACCCCAGGGGCUAUCAGCGGGUGCGACUUUUCCGGGACUGUGGCAGGUCCUGUUGGUCCCAAAUGCAAACGAGCACUGAAUGAAGGGGAACGAGUGUGUGGAUGGAUCAUGGGUGCGAAUCCUCUCCGCCCGUCGAACGGAUCCUUUGCCGAAUACCUUGUGGCAAAGGCCGACCUGCUCUAUCGAAUCCCAGACAAUAUUUCGUUUGAGAGCGCGGCAACCAUUGGAAUCGGUGCGACAACUGGUGGGCUCUCCUUGUUCAAAACCCUCGGUCUUUCCUUUGCCGAACGCAAGGUGACGCCUUCAUCGCCGUCCGUGCUUGUGUACGGAGGAGCAUCCUCAUCAGGUGUCAUUGCCAUCCAACUUCUGCGGAUGGCUGGAUAUCGUGUCAUCGCCGUCUGUUCGCCCAAGAACUUCGGCUUAGUCAAAGAUCUCGGCGCAGAAGUGGCAUUUGAUUAUCACUCGGACACGUGCGGCAAGGAUAUACGCACGUACACGCAGGAUGAGCUUGGCUAUGCGCUAGACUGCAUCUCAAGCACGAGCAGCAUGGGUAUCUGCUACGACGCGUUGCGGAGUCAACCGGGGGCGCGGUACGUCUCGCUUGACCCAUUCCCCGACCGCGUGCAACGCCUCCGACCAGACAUCCAUGCAGAAUGGAUUCUCGCGUUCACGGUGACCGGCGAAGAGGUGGGGCUUGGUGGCGCCUUCCACCGGGAUCCAACGCCUGAGGAUUAUGAGUUCGGGGUUUCAUGGUGUCCGAAGAUUGACAGGCUGCUCGAAGAGGGUAAGCUUCAUCCGCAGCAGCCCACUAUCGUGGAAGGGGGGUUGGCCGGGGUGUCCGAUGGCCUUGAGAGGCUAAAGAGGGGCGAAGUGCAUGCGUCCAAGUUGGUAUAUGUGGUUGGACAGGGGUAA
Molecule: messenger RNA, 1353 nt
Organism: Aspergillus pseudonomiae
Lineage: Eukaryota; Fungi; Ascomycota; Eurotiomycetes; Eurotiales; Aspergillaceae
Product: zinc-binding alcohol dehydrogenase family protein
Exons: 1
Coding region: 274-1353 (359 amino acids)
Molecular function (GO): oxidoreductase activity, acting on NAD(P)H
Source: RefSeq, a predicted model, not a curated record